Molecule: messenger RNA, 2126 nt
Organism: Aspergillus sclerotioniger CBS 115572
Lineage: Eukaryota; Fungi; Ascomycota; Eurotiomycetes; Eurotiales; Aspergillaceae
Product: putative lysyl-tRNA synthetase
Exons: 4
Coding region: 288-1988 (566 amino acids)
Biological process (GO): mitochondrial lysyl-tRNA aminoacylation
Cellular component (GO): mitochondrion; cytoplasm
Molecular function (GO): lysine-tRNA ligase activity; ATP binding; tRNA binding
Source: RefSeq, a predicted model, not a curated record
AGUACGUAGUCUCUUCUUCUCUCCAUGCAACCCAUUCGCCCACUGCGGGCGUCAACGUUGAGGGUCGGAAGUCUUCUGUCUAGGUAAGCCGUCCAUUUUGAUAUUAAUCUAUGGCUUUUCCCUGCACUUGCAUGAUGAGACAUACCCUUCCAAAUUACAGAACCGCUGCAUUGAAGCUUGGUUUUCCAAGUUAUGAGUAACAAGGAAGCUUUAUGUCUUCUGAUUUAUACUUGUCUUUGACUUACUCACAUUCUUGACUCGUGUUGGUUUGACAGCUUGCUAAUAGCAUGUUCAGUGCAGGACUUCCGAUCCCCCGUACUAAUCAUGCACAUGGCCAAUUUGCUCAAGUAAUCCAACACUCACACGCACUUUUAGUGCAAACAAGGCACAGCAGCAACACCAGCGUCAAUGGGUAUCCUCGCAGAGUCUUUAAGAGGCGAGUGCAGCGGAUUGAAAAAGCCGUUACCGAGCCAUACCCCCGGCUUGCGUCCAACGAGAAAACAUUGACCACUGGGGAAUUUCGUUCUCGCUACCACCGCCUAGCAAAUAAUGAAACCUUAGAGAAAGAGAAAGUCAUCCUCAAUGGUAGGGUGCGUACCUUAAGACUUAUUGGAAGCAAUUUGAUAUUCUUCGAUCUCAUCCAAAAUGGCGAUAAAGUCCAAGUCAUGUGCAAUCGCCGUCUAUUUGAGGAUGUCCCUCCGGCGACCUUCAAGCAGUUCUACCGUCUGCUCCGCCGUGGCGAUGCCUUCUCCGUAACAGGUUUUCCUACGAAAACGGAUAAAGGAGAACUCACCCUUCUGGCGAGUGAACUGCCUCAGCUUCUGUCGGCUUGUCUGCACGACAUUCCGCUGGAUGCCAAAGGACAGGAGAAUUCGCCCUACCCCCGGCAUGUCCAGUUUCUCGCGGACCAGGAGACGAAAUACGUCCUCCAAGCCCGGUCGGCAAUCAUUCAAUACAUUCGCCAGUUCUUCCUUGACCGGGAGUUCAUGGAAGUCAACACUCCUAUCAUCGAAGCGGUUGCCGGAGGCGCAAUCGCGCGUCCAUUCCAUACCAUAGCCACCGAGUUCCCUGAUCGCCAAUUGUCGUUACGAAUUGCGCCGGAACUCUGGUUGAAGCGCCUUGUGAUAGGAGGCUUUGACCGGAUAUUCGAGAUCGGGCCCUCGUUCCGCAAUGAAGGCCUUGACAAGACUCACAACCCCGAGUUCACCACAUGCGAAUUCUACCAGGCCUAUGCUAAUUUGGAAGAUCUCAUGUCCACAACCGAACAGUUGCUGGGGGGGAUGGCUGAUCGUAUUCGUGAACUUCACGAAAAUUCCCCCUUCACCGAGAAAGGCACCUUGGCACCGUUCUAUCAGUUCAACUUCCAUGGGCCAUUCCGCCGACUCGACUUCAUACCCGCUAUUGAGAAGGAAAUCCAGGGCAAGCUCCCUGACCUCUCGUCCCCUGAUGCUCUGGAGCAGGUGAAGGACAUAUUCCGUGACAUUGAACACCCACUCCCCGACAAAGUCACCCUCCCCCGACUGCUGGACGAACUGUGCAGCAUCUACGUUGAGCCCCAGUGCAUCAACCCGACCUUCAUCGUCAACCCGCCCGAGUGCUUGUCACCGCUGUCCAAGACCUUCGUCCAUCCCACCACCGGCCAGCGUGUCGCCGCACGCGGAGAGCUCUUCAUCGACGGACGCGAGAUGGUGAACACUUAUGAAGAGGAGAACUCGCCGUUCGAGCAGCGUCGCAAGUUCGAAGAUCAGGUUCGAUACAGCAAGGAGGCCAAGGAGUCGGAGAAAAUCGACGAAAGCUAUCUGGAGGCGCUGGAGUGGGGCCUUCCUCCUACUGGCGGCUGGGGAUGCGGAAUCGACCGUCUUUGCAUGCUGUUCACGGGCAAGACAAGAAUUGGAGACAUUCUGCCAUUUGGCAAUUUGCGGAGGGUGAGCUCUCCCCACAUUGCGCAGCCUAUGAACCAGGCUGGUGAAGACGAGGAAGAGAUCUAGACCUUAAGAUGAGCCCCAGUGACUGGGGAUCCUGGCUAGACACGUCGACGCGUCUUGCGGCGGCUCUCCCAUUGGUCCGUGACGGAAAGUGGAUUUUCGCGAUUGCUUGCAGUUCAGGGGUUUUAUAUAAGUGUUGCU